Chelonia mydas (Green sea turtle) is the source of this 7106-nucleotide messenger RNA. It is a transcript of the gene SEC14L5, whose product is annotated as SEC14 like lipid binding 5. Lineage: Eukaryota; Metazoa; Chordata; Testudines; Cheloniidae. The transcript has 17 exons. The record is from RefSeq and is a predicted model, not a curated record. Gene Ontology annotation, cellular component: cytoplasm. The coding region runs from base 133 to 2289 and encodes 718 amino acids.
CGCGGCGAUUGAAGGGCUGCUGUAUGCCGGUGAGCGGGAGAGCAGCCGCGGCAGCAGGAGGCCGGGCCGCUGCCUCCGCCAUGGAUCCGGUCCGGCUGUUCCGCGGCGCGGUGUGAGGGUGAGUGGUUAAAAAUGGUGCAGAAGUACCAGUCCCCUGUUCGAGUCUACAAAUACCCUUUUGAGCUCGUCAUGGCGGCUUACGAGAAGCGCUUUCCCACGUGCCCAGAGAUCCCUGUCUUCCUGGGCAGUGAGAUCCUUCAGGAAUCCAAGAGCGAUGAUGGAGCUGUUCAUAUCGUCGAACGGAGCUGCAAACUGAAUGUGGACGCUCCACGGCUGCUGAAGAAGAUCGCUGGGGUAGAGUACGUCUUUUUCAUACAGAAAAACACCGUGAACUGGAAGGAGCGAACGCUCCUCAUUGAGGCUCACAACGAGACUUUUGCAAAUCGUGUUGUCGUCCUUGAGACGUGUAGCUACUCGGUUCACCCUGAGAAUGAAGAGUGGACGUGCUUUGAACAGUCUGCAUCUCUUGACAUCAAGUCGUUCUUUGGCUUUGAAAGCACAGUGGAGAAAAUUGCCAUGAAGCAGUACACCUCCAACAUCAAGCGGGGCAAGGAGGUGAUCGAGCAUUACCUGAAGGAGCUGAUCUCCCAGGGCAUCACCUUCAUCCCCCGAUGGACGCCUCCACCAGUGAGCAGCCAGAAGGAAAAGAGGGCCCUGGCUGUGGGACACAAACCUGGUAUUGUGCCAGCGGAGUCCUGCGUGCAUGGAACUAGCAAAGAGCAGCCAGCCUGCCCUGCUGCAGAGACGGCUAGCCCUGACGCUGACAAACUGGACGCUGAUUACAUUGAGCGGUACCUGGGGCAGCUGACUCCAAUGCAGGAAAGCUGCCUGAUCCGACUCCGUCAGUGGCUGCAGGAAAUGCACAAAGGCAAGUCAGAGGCUGGGGAAUGGAAGCCGGAAAAGAUCCCCAAAGAUGAGCACAUCCUUCGAUUCCUGAGGGCUCGUGACUUCAACAUCGACAAGGCUCGCGAGAUGCUCUGCCAGUCGCUGACCUGGCGCAAGCAGUACCAGGUGGAUUACAUCCUGCAGACCUGGAGACCCCCAUCCCUGCUGGAGGAGUACUACACCGGAGGGUGGCAUUAUCAGGAUAAAGAUGGCCGCCCCCUCUACAUCCUUCGCCUCGGUCAGAUGGACACAAAAGGUUUGGUGAAGGCCCUGGGAGAAGAGUCGCUCCUGCGACACGUUUUGUCAGUUAACGAGGAGGGACAAAAGAGGUGUGAGGAAAACACCAACCUGUUUGGCCGUCCCAUCACAUCCUGGACAUGUCUGGUGGAUUUGGAAGGGUUGAACAUGCGUCACCUGUGGCGGCCUGGAGUUAAGGCUCUCCUUCGGAUAAUUGAGGUUGUAGAGGACAAUUACCCUGAGACACUAGGGAGGUUACUGAUCGUGCGAGCACCACGGGUUUUCCCUGUGCUGUGGACUCUGGUUAGUCCUUUCAUCAAUGAAAACACCAGGCAGAAGUUCCUCAUCUACAGCGGCAAUAACUACCAGGGUCCUGGAGGGCUUGUAGACUAUCUGGACAAAGACGUGAUUCCAGAUUUCCUUGGAGGAGAAUGUGUGUGCAAUGUCCCUGAGGGUGGACUCGUCCCCAAGUCACUUUAUCAAACAGAUGAAGAACCGGAGAACUCUGAUCACAUCCGACUAUGGACAGAAACCAUCUACCACUCUGCAAAUGUUCUUAAAGGGGCUCCUCACGAGAUUGUUGUGGAAAUCCUGGAGGGUGAGUCUGUGAUCACGUGGGACUUUGACAUCCUGAAGGGAGACGUGGUGUUCUGCCUCUUUCACUCCAAGCGAGCGCCCGAGACCAGUCGCAAAGAGGCCACUUCAUCAAGUGCUUCGACUGCUGGGGACAACAUGCAGCUAAUCGAUAAGAGCUGGGUUCUGGGGGUGGAUUACAGCCGCAUGGAGUCUCCGCUGGUGUGCCGGGAAGGAGAGAGCAUUCAGGGAUCUCAUGUGACUCGUUGGCCUGGCUUUUAUGUUCUGCAGUGGAAAAUGCACAGCUCUUUGCCCUGCUCUGGCACCAGCCUCCCUCGAGUAGAUGAUGUCCUGGCCUCUUUGCAAGUUUCUAGUCACAAGUGUAAACUCAUGUACUACUUUGAGGUGCUUGCAUCCAAGGAUUUCAGGGGGUCCAUGUCAAGCCUGGAAUCCUGCAAUAGUGGCUUUUCCCAGCUCAGUGCAGCCACGACAUCUUCCAACCAAUCCCAGAGCAGCUCCCUCAUUUCUAGAUAGUGUGGUGUAGGCCUCUACUGACCUCUGAAAUGUUACAUCCGCGCUCUGAGGCCUCCUUCCAGGGCAGCUCUGUGGACCAACCCAAAGAGGCUGCAGUGUGGCUCAGCAUCAAGGCUUUGGGGGCAGUCAUUCACAAGACCACGAAUAGCAGCAGUCUGGGGAACUCUUUGAAAUCUAUUUUCAGUAAGAGAUGUGUGACUCUUCAAUCUGCAAACUGGAUUCCGUUGAGAGGCCUACUUACCAGUUGUGUUUUAACAGACCUGUGUUUUAGGGUGAAUAUCACUUUGCAUGACUCUGUGUAUUACUAAGGUUAAAGGGCUCUUUCCAAUCAGUCCUAUUUCUACAUACGAUAGAGGAGACGGAUGUGGCCUUAUCUGUAAUGACCCGUAGAACUAGAUUUAUUCACAUGUAGCAAAAUUAGUCUAGUUUUUCUGGGCACCUGCAAUACCAAUGACACUCAAGGUACAGUGGGUGUUUCAGCAGCAGGGACUUGAAGCAAAUUGUAAAUAAAUACCUUAAUACAGGUCAGUAUGUUUUGAGGGGGGCGGAGGGGAAAGGGGAGAAACUUCCAAGGUAACCCAAACCUGAAACCUCUCCCAAUCCGAUUGGAUGUUGCUUGGAAAUACUUUCAGUUUUUUUAGUUAAAAAACAAAAACAAAAAAAGACAGUAUUUCAUACAGUGCGUAGGCAGAAAGCCUAUCUCCAGCAAGCAAGUCCUUUCUUAAAGACACCCACUUGUCUUUAUUUCCUCCUCAGGUUUAUGAGCAAUAAAUGAGUGUCUCUCUGACCCACCCCAUCAGACUGGGUGGGAAUCGAAUCACAUUAUAAAGGGCUAAGAAAAGCAAUAUGUUCUUUCCUUAAAGGCACAAGGUUUUAUGGCAGCAUUAUAGGAGCUGCUCCUUUAAAAACGGGCUAACAUGGAGAGGAGAGAACUCUCUCUCUCUCUCUCUCUCUUUUUUCUAAAGUACGUGUGAAUGAGUAUUUAAACUCUUAAUGAAACAUAUUUAUUCAAAUUGUAUCAUAGCUUAUUUUAAAUUAUUGUUUAAUGUAUUGAUCAUUUCAAUGAUAACUAUUUAUUUAUUGAACCAUAUCAUCUUUUUUUAACCAACUGAACUGUUUUGUUUUAAAAGGGAACGCCGGAUCAUCUUGAAUCCCACAGACCUUUAGAUUUCAUUUCUAGUCUCUGUGGCAGCUGGGCAUCUUAGCGUUCAGGGCUGUAGCACUCAGGGCAGUGUGUCAUCUCUUCUCCCAAAGCUCAUGGGAGUGGUCCCACUGACUUCAAUGUUACUCGCGUGAGUAAGGGUUUGCAAGAGCAGGGACCGAGCUUGUGGAUGUUAUUGGCGGGGAGGGAGAGGCGAUGCAUUAAGAGCUGUUGGAGAUAUGUUCAUGUACAAUCUCUGCUGAUUACGUCAGUGAUGGACAUAUUGCAAAAGGAGUAAGAACCCAUUUAAAAGAGUUUACAUGGCAGAAAAGAGGUAGCCGGUAUUCUUUCCUCAAGUACUAGGAAGUUAAAAAACAGGUGGUCAAUACUGAGCUGCUUCUCGGCAGUAUUUAUAACUAACAGACACCCAAGAGGUAUUCCUCAAUAAGGAGUCUAUUUUCUCUGCCCCACCCAUCCUUAACCGUUCUCACUACCUUCAUUUGCUUGUUUCUAAGCACAGGGCAUUGCCAGAACGGGGGGGAACUAAUCGAUAACUGGCGCAAUGUACAUAAGGAAAAUAGUGUAUAAAUACGUAGGCUGGAUUUUCAAAGGGAGUUAGGCAUCUAGCUCACAUUGACUUUUAGUGGCAGUUUCGGAAGACAACAAAUUGAGGCCCCUUUGAAAAUCGCAGCUAUCACUCGUAGCAUGGAAAAGGAAAGCUCCAGUGAUCAGUGCGAACACCUAUGUAGUAAAAUCCUUACUAAACAAACAUCAGGGACUCUUCCAGGCAUUUGUUAGUGCUUCGUUAUCUCCAUCAAGUGAACGAGGCUUUUGCCUUUCUCAGGUAGGGGCUCCCAUUUUAAUGAUACCUCUCAACCAAACCUUUGCAAUCCCAGUUUAAUACAAAGAGGGAGUGGAAAAUAGGCUUCACCAUGAGAGAGCCCUGGAAAUCAAAGUGGGUGAGAACGAGUGUAUUUGUACCCACACACACAAAGUUGCUUUAACCACAACUGACUCGUUUUCUAAAAACAAUCUCAAUUUACUGUAAACUUUUAAACUGUUUUGAUUUCCAGCACUUUCCAACAGCAAAGCCCAAGUCCUAUUCUGUGUCGUAUUUCAAGAUGGCUGCUUGUUUCUUAGUUUGACAGUUAUGUUUUUUCAUAUUUACUCUGUCCCUGUGAGAAUAGUUCUCCUUCACCCAGUAAAAAGGACUGAAGGUGGAAUUCUCAGCUUAAAAUUUGUUACGCGCGUGCACAUUCUGAACUGAGAUGGGGAACAAGAGCCUUAAGUGGAAGGGGUAUGGGCCACGGGGAGGGCUCACUCCUGCUCUCUUUCUAGGACUUCUUACAAUGGCCAGUGUUCUUUCCCAAACAUCAGUCUCCCAUGCACUGAGUACCAUGUGUGAGGCUGCACUGUAAUUCCAGAUGUGGGACAAAGUAAAACUCCUCUGAAAUUUGACUUUUUUUCUAAGCUACACUAGCUCAUAUCGGAAAAUUAGGCAUAAUGCUCAUUUCUUCAGAGCAUGCGCUAGUGACUGGAGCACAAGGUGACUGGUGUCCUGGGUUCUAUUCACAGCUCCUUGUGAUGCAGAGCAAAUUCUUUAGGGUAGAAAAGACUGAGCUCCUGAGCGGCAAGUGGCUCUUUAACAUGGCUCCUGUGGCUCUUUGCAGCACAGAUACUAAAAUACCAUGUGAUUUAAUUGUGAACCAGUCAGGAGGCUUUUACUAUGUUAACCAAUUACAGUAGAUAAAAUAAUAAUACUUGGGUCAGUCAUUUGGGGGGGUUAUAAAUACAUACACUAAAAUUUCCCCUGCCAUACUGUUUAAAGAUGAAUAUAUAUCACUCUAGUAAAUGAAACAAUGAAUUCACACUCUGGUGGCUCUCUUGGGUAAUGUGGAUCAUUAAUUUGGCUCCUGAACCACUGAGGUCCGAGGAUCACUGGGCGAGGACUUUCCAAAGUCCCAUGAUAGACCCACGUAAUUGUUAGAAGUGCUGAGCACCUGUCACUCCAGUUGAAGUCAAUGGAGCUCUGGCUGUGCCAAACCUCUGGAAAAUCUGGCCCAGCUGUCUAAGUGGGCACCCAGAAUUAAAUCACUUCUGUAAAUUUGGGCUUUAAUCUUUGUUUGUUACUCCAUCUGUAAAAUGCACAGGCUCAUUGCAAGGUUGACAUCUGUAAAGGAUUCUGAGAGGAAAGACAAAGUGUUACGUGACCAUCUAUAUAGUUUAAAAAUCACAUGGCCCUAUUUACACCUUGACUUGUGUGUGUGUCUGCAAAUAUACCCCAACUUGCUGUGUACCAGAUUGCGUAUAUGGGGGCAAAACAACAGAUGUAGAAAAUGUGAUUUCUAUUGAACUCUGGAUGCCAGACUAGAUUUCUAUUGUCAUGCAGGGCAAAAGCCAGAAUGUUCCAGCUGAGUUCAGGGCUUGUGGUUAAAUAUUUAAAUUGUGUUUAUUUUAAAAGGGCUUUUUUUUUAAAUUGUCCUGCAUGGACCACAACCUUAGCUUUACAGAAGCGCUGAGAGGGAGUCCAAGUGGCCUUGACCUGACUGAAGCGGCAAGGCUAGAUUUCUUCCCAGCAGCUCCUGUACUAGGAGAACCAAAAUGAGUUUUCUAGAGCACAAAAAUCAUACUAAUAAAGCACUGUUAUAUUUUUUCUCUGUUAGGGAUAGCCCAUAAAUUCCCUUUGAUAGGGAUCCCUUUCUCUAUAUUGUUUUCCUAUUGUGGAAAGCAUGUGGAAACAAUCUUCUAUGGGAUGAUUUAGCUAGUGAAAUUCUGAUUCAGUGUCAGAGGAUUAGGAUACUAUUUCAUACACAGUUUCAAUAGUCUGUUUUGCAUUUACAAUCCCAGAGCCCAGGGUUGGACUUCAGUGGCACGUUGCUUCUUAAAAGGUGGCAGUUGUGCUCCCCUUGCCUACAGCCUUGCAAACAAGUAAGACUGAUGCCCUACUCCAAAGGUCAUUUUAAUUGGUCAAUUUUAAAAACUCGUGGGUGGGAAAUGGGUCAGAAUUUGCAGAUUCUACCUACUGAACUUGGGUGCUAAGCUGUCAUGUGUUUAACAUAUCUUGUAAGGCCAGUUGCAUCAGCAAAGCCAGUAACCUUCUUUUGAAAUGCAUUUCACUUCCUCACCCUCCUCCACAAUUGUACUAUGAGCUAUUAAAUGCAAAAAAAGAUGAGACCCUUCUUUCCAGGUUAAGGCUGAAAGACUAGUUGAAGGACAUUUGUCAGAGCCUCCUGCCUGGUGUUGGUUUCCUAUUCUCCCAGCACAGACUUGAGAAAAUUCUUCUAACAAUCCAUAAAGGAUGUGCAUUGUCAGCAUUGACCAUGAAUCAGUUUUAAUGGCACUGUAACACUUCCACGCUAUCUGUAUAUAAAGACGAAAUGGGCAUUAUUUUUUUAGGUAAAUAUACUAUUUUCCCCACUCAAACUGCUCCUGUCUUAACUUUUUUACAAGGGUCUUGUCAGCAAAAAAACCCAACUUGUUCUGAGAAUUCAGAGCAUGCUACCGGACUACACAGGGUGCUUUGUGACAUGUUACUGAGCAACAAAUGUGAAGCUAAAGAUGCAGUUACUUAUGGCAAAUGGAAGUUGAAGUUACCAGCUGUAAUUUUCUGCUCUCCAUAUUUCUGUAACUUAAGACUAAAAUGAAUGAACCAAUAAAUGUUUUUUUUGAGAUGACU